AUGGAUCUCUCAGCAGCAUCAGCAGCAUCUUCAUCUUCUUCUUCUCCUUCCGCCGCGUCAGGAUCGCCUACUGCAUCUCGGUUUUCCGGCAUUGUUAACAGGUCCACAAGCAUUAAAUCGCCUCGCUCCACCACCACUGACGAGACUACCUUCGACCCAAUUAACCGAAGAAAGCGAAUUCAUGGUGUCAUGUUCAAGUACGGUCCCAAUCCUAUCCAGGUUGCUUUUAAAACAGGUACAUUUCAGAGACAAGUCAUCUUUGUCGGUGGACUGUCAAACGGAUUUCUAGCAACUGAUUACUUGGAGCCUCUAGCAAUUUCUUUGGAGAAUGAGAAAUGGUCAUUAGUUCAGUUUCUUCUUUCAUCUUCUUACACUGGAUAUGGCACUUCAAGUUUGAAACAAGAUGCAAUGGAGCUGGACCAACUAAUCAAUUAUUUAAUAAACAAUGAAGAAUCAGAGGGUGUUGUAUUGCUUGGCCAUAGCACUGGCUGCCAGGAUAUUGUUCAUUACAUGCGAACAAAUGCUGCAUGCUCCAGAGCAGUACGUGCUGUUAUUUUGCAGGCUCCAGUUAGUGAUCGGGAAUAUAGAUCAACUCUACCUCAAGCUGGUCCUAUGAUCGAUUUGGCUACAAAAAUGGUGAAUGAAUCUCGAGGCUCAGAAUUAAUGCCAAGAGAGGCUGAUCCAGACGCGCCAAUAACAUCCUACAGAUAUCAUUCCUUUUGUGCAUAUAAUGGGGACGAUGACUAUUUCAGUUCUGAUUUCACCUUGGAGCAACUACAAGAGAAACUUGGUCACAUGUCUAGAAUGCAGUGUCAAGUUAUAUUCUCCAUGAAUGAUGAGAAUGUACCUGAUUAUGUAGACAAGAAAGCAUUAGUUAACAGAUUGUGCAAAGCUUUGGGUGGAGCUGAAAAAGUUGAGAUUGAACAUGGAAAUCACUCAAUCUCAAACAGAGUUGAAGAAGCUGUUGAAGCCAUUGUAGACUUUAUUAAAAGAGAAGGCCCCAAAGGUUGGGAUGACCCAUGGAGCUAAUUUCCCUUUUUUAUUUUAUUA
This is a messenger RNA of Impatiens glandulifera, 1050 nucleotides long. RefSeq names its product UPF0613 protein PB24D3.06c-like. NCBI's taxonomy places the organism in Eukaryota, Viridiplantae, Streptophyta, Magnoliopsida, Ericales, Balsaminaceae. The coding region runs from base 1 to 1029 and encodes 342 amino acids. The record is from RefSeq and is a predicted model, not a curated record. The transcript has 8 exons.